UUCACCGAGUGUUCGAUCAUCAUGAAGCUCCUGCCUCUUGUGUCGGCCGGCCUUUUGUUGGCACAGUCAAGUUCUGCUACUUCCCUCNAGAAGAGAGACACUGUCAGCGAUAUUCUGGAUGACAUCAAGAAUGCUGCCACUUGCACUGCUUGCCAGUCCUUGCUGGGUGUCCUGCAAGCUGUUGCCCAUAUUGGUAACGAUGCUUUCGUCGGAGUCAUUACUGCAGUCUGCCAAUCGCUUGGAGUAAAUGUCUGUGCUGGUGCGAUUGGACUCGAAGGACCCAUCUUGGCUCAUGACCUUCGUAAUCUGAAGAUCGGCUCGCACACUGCCCAGCUCUUCUGCGGCACCAUCUUUGGACUGUGCGACUACCCAGCCGUGACACCCUACACUGUUUCGUUCCCCUCGGCCAAGCCUGCCGGAGCUGCUCGUCCUCCACCUAGUGGAAAGACCCCUUUGAAGGUCGUCCACUACAGCGACAUCCAUGUAGAUCUCUCCUACACAGUCGGUACUAACUACAACUGCACCAAGAAUAUCUGUUGCCGCCCGUACACGGCUGCCGAUGCUCCUGGAAAGACGCAAUUCCCUGCCGGUGCUUACGGUAACACUCAGUGCGACAGCCCACGCAGUCUAGAGCAGAGCAUGUACAACGCCAUCAAGACUCUGGUGCCCGACGCCGCAUUCUCCCUCUUCACUGGCGAUGUUGUCGAGGGCGCCGUAUGGCUCGUCAAUCAGACCGAGGUCACCGGCGACCUCAACAAUGCAUACUCGCUCAUGUCUGGCCUUGGUAUGCCUGUGUACGGUGUCGUCGGUAACCACGAUGUUGCCCCUGUCAACAGCUUCCCUCCCGCUGCUGUUGACACCACCAUCUCAAGUCAAUGGGUUUACGACACUCUGUCGACUGCUUGGACCAAAUGGAUUGGCUCUGCAGGUGCCACCGAAGCUGACAAGUUCGGCGCCUAUUCGGUCAAGAACCCCAACACCAACCUGCGUAUCAUCUCCUUCAACAGCAACCUUUACUACAAGCAAAACUUCUGGCUAUACGAGGAGCCCAUGGAGACUGACCCUAGUGGCCAAUUGGCUUGGCUGAUCUCUGAGCUCGCUGCUGCUGAAAAGGCUGGCGAACGUGUCUGGCUGACUGGUCAUAUGCCCAUGGGAUCUGGCGAUGCUUUCCACGAUGCCUCAAAUUACUUCAACCAGAUUGUCGAGAGAUACAGCGCCACUAUCGUUGCCCAGUUCUAUGGCCACACCCACAGGGAUGAGUUCCAGAUCACCUACUCUGACUACAAGACUCAGACGGCUGCCAACGCUAUCGACGUGUCGUACAUCGCCCCUGCUCUGACUCCCACUUCUGGCAACCCUACUUUCCGUGUCUACUCUGUUGAUCCCGUCACUUUUGGUAUCUUUGACUACACCGUUUACUUUGCCAACUUGUCCUCCNCCACGUACCAGAGUGGCCCAGUCUGGCAGAAGUUGUACUCUGUCAAGGAACAAUACGGUGCCAAGCUCAGCCCUCCCGUCACUGCGGCAUCUGCUGAGCUUACACCUGCCUUCUGGCACAACGUGACCGCUCUUUUCGAAAACAACGAUGCCGUGUUCCAACAGUUCACUGCCCGCAAGUCUCGUGGUUAUGACACGUCGACCUGCACUGGCGACUGCAAGACAAGCACCAUCUGUCAACUCCGCGCAGCAGAAUCUCAAUACAACUGUGUCACAAUCAAGCCUGGUGUCAACUUCAAGAAGCGCGAUCUUGCCGCUGAUCUAGCUCACUCUGACGAGUGCGAUGGCUCUGCAGGUGCCAAGAUCUUGAGUGUCCUGACCGACAAUAUUCCGACCUUCGAGCAGGUCCUGCAGAAGCAACUCGGUGCCAGUUUCAUGAGCCAGAGUGUCAAUGGCACCACCUCUUAG
Aureobasidium vineae is the source of this 1905-nucleotide messenger RNA. Lineage: Eukaryota; Fungi; Ascomycota; Dothideomycetes; Dothideales; Saccotheciaceae. The record is from the annotation of a GenBank genome assembly.